UAGCUUCGUUUACAAUCAACUUCUGUUUUGCGAAAAAACAACAUUGACUGGUAUCUAAACCUGAUGACUUGAGAACGAGAUCACUUACUAAUCAAUCCUAGCCUAGAGAGACGUGUAGCACUUCGCCCCACUAGAAUCCACGCCCACCAGAAAAGAACACGACGCGACGCCGCGCGCGCGCACCCACUGACACAAGCCGGCACGCUGCUACGCCGCGAAUAUCAAAAACGCACGCCCAAGCAUGGCGGGGCGCGCCUUUAGCGUGCGCGAAAUAUGGGAGCGGGAAGUGGACUGCUGGCGGCCUUUGGGGUGUCGUGUCGCCUUGUCGGCGUGCUCGUUGGGCGCUGGGGCGGGGCCCGGGUCGUUGGCGGUCCGUUUCUUGUCUGUUGUUCGUGGGGACCACUUCGCACGGGGGGAGGGCUUGGGCGGCUCUAGGCUUACCCUCCGCCAUUGCUGAGGCCUAGGCCUCCACGGCUUCGCCUUUGCUUGGUGGGUUCGUCUGUGGUGGUGGUUGGGGUUUCGGUGUUGUGUCUUGGCAGGAAAGGUGGCCAAGGGCUGUCGCUGCUCUCCCCUUCUCUUGGUGCAUGUCUGAGAAACACCGAGGCACCCAGAUGACCAACGAACAGGGCACGGCGGCCGCGGCUGCUCUCCUCUUAUCUUAUUAAUUAAAAAUAUAAUGUGUGAGAAGAGUCGAGAUAGACCAGCAGGACAGGAGUUGGCAUGGCUGCGGCUGCUCUCCCCUUCUCCUGCUAAUGUCUGAGAAAAACUGAGACAGACCGACGGAGGAGAACGGGGCCCGGGCUGCCUGCCCUCUUCUUCUCCUAUUAAUGUCGGAGAAAAGCCGAGACCGGUGGGCAGGGCUGCGGCUGUCUUCUUCUUCUUCUUCUUCUUCUAUUAAUGUCGAGCCCGUUGGGGGACAGGGCUGCGGCUGUUCUCUCUUUCUUCUAUUAAUGUCAGAGAAAGGCCGAGACGGAUGGACUUGGCUGCGGUUGUCUUCUUCUUCUUCUUCUUCUAUUGACGUCGGAGGAGAGCCGAGACGGAUGGACAGGGCUGCGGCUGUCUUCUUCUUCUAUUAGUGUCAGAGAGACGCCGGGACCGAUGGACAGGGCAGCGGCUGCCCUCUUCUUCCUCUAGUAUGAAAGAAAGGCUGAGAAAGACCGAGGCUGACGGACAGCCAGGGCUGCGGCUGUCCUCUUCUUCUUCUAUUAAUGUCAGAGAAAAGGUGAAACGGGUGGGCACCGUGGUCCCGGCUGUCCUCUUCUUCUCAUAUUAAUGCCUGAGAAGAGCGUAGACCGAUGGACAGCAGGGCUGCGGCUGUCUUCUCCUUCUCCUAUUGGUCAACGCCUGAGAAAGCGGGAAAGUGACGCCCACGCUGGGCGCAAAUUUUUUGAAAUUGGACAGGAAUUGGCUGAAGAAAGGUCAAAGGCUUGGCAAUCUUUGCGCAAAGUUUAGUGCUGAAGUGCUAAGUUUUUGACUUUAAACAUUCAAAAGCUCCGUGCUUUUAGGACGCAAGCCAGCGGGGCUGGGUGUCGUUUUAAGUCAAAAGCGUGGCACUCGUGCCCAUAAAUUUUGGCCAAAAAGCCAAGGCUUUGACUUUAAGCCUUGGAUUGGAAUAAGUUAAAAAGUUGCCGCGUGUAGGGUCUCGCCCUCUUUCUAGACUUGCAGGACUUGCUGGGGUUGCAGCUAUGGGGAUCGUCGAGGCUGUCAGCCUCAUAGCUAUAAGCAGCGUGGAAGGCGUUGGUUCGAAUCUUGGAAGGGACUCGACUGGCAGGGGUGUGGCCUUCGGGCUGGUCGCCGCCCCACACCCAGGGGAGAAAAACAUGGCUGCGCUGCGCCAGACAGUGCGGGGAGAUGAGACCCCGGCGAGCCCUCCGAGUAGCUGACGGGCGGCACCGCGCCCACGCGGUCCAUCGCCUGGCCCAAAGCCCCGGGGCAUAGCUGGACGGCACUCGCCUGCCGAGUAGCCGGGUCGGGUGACUGAUGCAUAAACACAGGGGCAAAUUCGCGAGGAACCCUCCGCACCUGAAGCGCCAGCAGGCCGGGGCCAGGCGACCGCCCUCCCCAGAUCGGGGAGGUUCUUCUCUCUCUCUCUCUCUCAGCGUGGAAACCGUCAGGGCCUCACCUGGGCUGUCGCUAAGGGUCUAAGCCGUCGGGAUCUAAACCUUCGGGAGCUAAACCGCCGGGGCUUAAGCCGUCGGGAUCUAAACCACCGGGAUCCAAACCGCCGGGGCCCUGUAAGCUGUCGGGGUUUAAGCCGUCGGGAUCUAAACCGGCGGGAUCUAACCUACCCAUUGGGAUGGAGGCCAUCGGUAUGGACACCAUCGGGGUGGAAGCCAUCGGGAUCGAAGCCGCCGGGGUCUAAACCAUCGGGAUCGAAGCCGUCGGGAUCUAAACCAUCGGGAUCGAAGCCGCCGGGAUCUAAACCGUCGGGGCUUAAACCGUCGCUCGGCAUCUGUUUGAGCCGCCGGGAUCUAGGCCGCCGGCUGGGAUCUAAAUCAUCGGGAUCGAAACCAUCGGGGUCCAAACCGUCGGGGCUUCAGUUUGUUAAGCUGUCGGGUUUUGUUGUGGGCUUGUGCGGGAGUGUUUUUUUUGUAGCGUUUGGAAUAUUGGGUGUUUUUUGUUCAUUUUGUUUUUGUAUAAACAUUUCAUCCGGUAUCAUGUAGUCAGUAGCACAUAUCCUGCAUGUAAAAAACUAAAACUAUGUAUAGUUUCUUCUCAUUCCUCGACAAGGCUCGCUAGGAUGAUAUUCUAGAAAACAAUAUGUCCAUGUUAUGGCCAGUCAGUCUGUCAUAGAAUUAUUUCCAUAUCAUUUGAAUUUGUAGUCGUCCCCGUUGAAGGAAAUGCGGAUCGUGUUGUGAUUCCUCUAAGGGGAGGCAAUCGAUCGCGUCCCGCAACCAAGUGCCAUUAACAUAUUCGUUCGCGUUUGAAGCUCUCCGUUCUACACUAUUGCUGCAGGCAUCACUUUAUCUUUCCGAUCUGGACUAGCACAUAUUAUAACAGCGCUAGCUGAUUAAGGAAUACUUGUUGAAUCAUGUUUGUUGACAACGUAUUCGAGAUGAAGAU
This is a messenger RNA of Amoebophrya sp. A25, 3063 nucleotides long. NCBI's taxonomy places the organism in Eukaryota, Dinophyceae, Syndiniales, Amoebophryaceae. The record is from the annotation of a GenBank genome assembly.